AUGUGUGCGCGCUCCCGUGGAAGGACGCUGCGCGCUCCCGUGGUGCUGAUGAGGCGGAUGAAUGAGCGUCCGCACGAGACCACAACAAGCACCACGCGCACGACCAUCGGGGUUCGGGUGGGUCAUGUACGUGGGGAGCCGGAGCUGAAGCGGGAAGAGGAGGGAGAGCUGCCCAGGGGACUCCCAGUGUCCUCCUCGCAGCGCUUCAUCUUCUUUAAACUUUCAUAA
Molecule: messenger RNA, 228 nt
Organism: Knipowitschia caucasica
Lineage: Eukaryota; Metazoa; Chordata; Actinopteri; Gobiiformes; Gobiidae
Source: the annotation of a GenBank genome assembly